Messenger RNA from Scophthalmus maximus (turbot), 3234 nucleotides. Its product is annotated as plastin-3. NCBI's taxonomy places the organism in Eukaryota, Metazoa, Chordata, Actinopteri, Pleuronectiformes, Scophthalmidae. Gene Ontology annotation, cellular component: cytoplasm; actin filament; actin filament bundle. The record is from RefSeq and is a predicted model, not a curated record. Gene Ontology annotation, biological process: actin filament network formation; actin filament bundle assembly. The transcript is spliced from 17 exons. The coding region runs from base 342 to 2207 and encodes 621 amino acids. Gene Ontology annotation, molecular function: actin filament binding; calcium ion binding.
UGAUCUGAUUGGUAGGAAGUUGGACUGGUAACUGCCUUUGAUGUCUCAUCUCGUACACAACCUGCUCCGAGGCAGCAUGAAUGACCGUGGUGAUUCAGCCCGGUGAGAAGAGAACCAGCUUCGUAGGACAGACAACCCACAGAUACUACGCCAUACCCGGGAUACGGGAUAUCGACGCCCGCCUGUGACGUCAUCGAGCGGGGCGGGGACACAUUCCAGCCGCCGUCUACUUUUGUCCCUACGUGGAGGAGGCAGAACUCCAGACUGGACGCUGUCUGGAAUUUAAGGCGCACCGACGUCCCACCUCUUUCUGACUGGCCACCUCGGGUCAAUCACAGAAAAUGUCUGGAAAGAUCACAAAAGAGGAGAUGGAGGAGCUGAGGCUGGUCUUUGGGAAAAUUGAUCUGGACAACAACGGACAUAUCUGUGAUUAUGAACUCAACGAGCUCCUCAAAGAGGCCGGCCACAGCCAACCUGGGUACGUGGUCCGCGAGAUCAUCCAGAAACUCGAUCGCAACGCGGACAAUCGGAUCAGCUUUGAAGAGUUUUUGACGAUCGUCCAGGAGCUGAAGGGCAGUGAGAUAGCAAAAACCUUCCGCAAGGCCAUCAACAGAAAAGAAGGCAUCCUGGCUAUUGGGGGGACGUCCGUGCAGUCGAGCGAAGGAACACAACACUCGUUCUCUGAGGAGGAGCGGUUUGCAUUUGUGAACUGGAUCAACACUGCUCUGGAAAAAGACCCUGACUGCCAACAUGUCCUGCCGAUGGAUCCCAACACAGACUCCCUGUUCAAGUGUGUUGGAGAUGGUGUAGUACUCUGCAAAAUGAUCAACCUGUCGGUGCCGGACACGAUUGAUGAGCGAACCAUAAAUAAGAAGAAGCUUUCGCCAUUUACAAUACAGGAGAAUCUGAACCUGGCCCUGAACUCAGCCUCCGCCAUCGGCUGCCACGUGGUGAACAUUGGCGCUUUAGACCUGAAAGAGGGGAAGCCCCAUCUGGUGCUGGGCCUGCUGUGGCAGAUCAUCAAGAUCGGUCUGUUUGCCGACAUCGAGCUCAGCAGAAAUGAAGCUCUUGCGGCGUUACUGAGAGAUGGGGAGACACUGGAGGACCUAAUGAAGCUGUCUCCAGAGGAGCUGCUGUUGCGCUGGGCAAACUUUCACCUGGAAAACGCUGGCCAGCCAAAAAUCAACAACUUCAGCUCUGACAUCAAGGACUCAAAGGCCUAUUUUCACCUGCUGAAUCAAAUCUCUCCGAAAGGCACAGACGAAGAGCAGCCUCGCAUAGACAUCAACAUGUCCGGCUUCAGUGAGAAGGACGACGUGAGGAGGGCAGAGGCCAUGCUGCAGCAGGCCGACAGGCUCGGCUGUCGACAGUUUGUCACCCCAACUGACGUCGUUAGCGGAAACCCCAAACUUAACCUCGCUUUCGUGGCCAAUCUGUUCAACAAAUAUCCAGCACUGACCAAACCCGAGAACGAGGACAUUGACUGGGGACUGUUGGAAGGUGAGACAAGGGAAGAGAGAACUUUCAGAAACUGGAUGAACUCACUGGGAGUGAACCCGCAUGUCAAUCAUCUUUAUGGAGACCUACAGGACGCCAUGGUCAUCCUUCAGCUCUACGAGAAGAUUAAAGUGCACGUUGACUGGAACAAGGUCAACACGCCACCUUACCCCAAACUGGGCGGUUACAUGAAAAAGUUGGAGAAUUGCAACUAUGCAGUCGACCUCGGCAAAACGGCCAAGUUCUCCCUCGUCGGCAUCGGCGGACAGGACCUGAAUGACGGGAAUUCUACUCUGACCCUGGCGCUGGUGUGGCAGCUGAUGAGAAGAUAUACAUUGAAUGUACUGGAGGGACUGGGAGACGGACAUAAAGUCAAUGACGACAUCAUUGUAAAGUGGGUGAACAAGACGUUGGCAGAGGCUGGAAAAUCUACCAAGAUUUCAAGCUUUAAGGACAAGGAGAUCAGCAGCAGUUUGGCGGUGUUGGAGCUGAUCGACGCCAUCCAGCCCGGCAGCAUCAACUAUGAUCUGAUAAAGACCGGCAGUCUCUCCGAAGACGACAAGCUGGAAAACGCCAAAUAUGCCGUGUCCAUGGCGAGGAAAAUCGGAGCCCGUGUCUACGCCCUCCCGGAGGACCUCAUGGAGGUCAAACCCAAAAUGGUGAUGACGGUGUUCGCCUGCUUGAUGGGUCGGGGGAUGAAGCAUGUCUAAGAGACUGGCUGGGAUCAGUGUGACAUUAACUAGACUUGUACCCACAAGCCAUUUAGAGUUUUAAAAGAGUACCCCCAACCGAAGGGAAAUGAAGAGUGGUUGUUAUUUGAAGAGAGAGUGAUGCAGUCCGAAUCGUACAGUUGUAUUUGCAUGUAUCCCCUGCCUCGUUUGAUUGACAGAGGCGUUUACUGAAGAAGAAUAAUAUGCUGUCCUCUUAUUUAAAGUGGGUCCAAAAAAUGCUAAAAUCUCUAAAGAGAUUGGUCUUGUGUUACAGGCUACAACUUUGUUAAUUUCAAUAUCCAGAACUCUUAAAAUGAUGUAUGCGGUUUUUUAAAAGCGAGUAUGCGUAUUUCCAGCUGCAAGGUUGUUUACAUAUUUUUACUCAAGACUGAUAAUUAAUUAUAUCCUUGACGGGGCGACACAUUCCUGAAUACCACGCUGAUGAAGGAAAAACUUGACAAGGAGAGAAAAAAAAAAGAAAAGAAGAAAAAAAAAACGAGUCUGAGAGGGGGGAUGUUUGGGUGCAGCACACGUCAAAAAAAAACACCCAAAUGUUCGUUCUCACUUAAUGAAGUACAAGUCUUAAUAACUGGCACCAAUAACUUCUACAUAUCUGCAUACAGAAGCACUAGGGUCAAAUCAUACUAAUAACUGGCCCUGUGUGCUCUCUGGAUGCUUGUACUCGUCAUUUAUUUGUUUCUUUGGGAUUGAUUUGUGAGGUAAAUGCUGUUUUGUCUUUUUUGGGGCGUCUGGUGUCUUUAUUUUGUAUUUUGGUCUGUUACGUUGGAUGAGGAGCAGGCGGACUGGACUCUCCUGGCUCCUGCUGUGCCUUCUUCUGGACUUGUACUUGUGCUUUGAGGUUUUUCCCCCCAUUUCUUUUGUAUUCAACAUUAGCAAAUAUAAACAGUAACUUCAUUCCAGGUAGCUUCGUGAUAUUCUAUGACAAUGGCCAAAUUGUAUUUGGUCUCAUGUUCAUAUCUACUCAUAAGUGCUUUACAUGUAACAAUAAAUACGAUUUUGAAAACUG